Molecule: messenger RNA, 828 nt
Organism: Bipolaris oryzae ATCC 44560
Lineage: Eukaryota; Fungi; Ascomycota; Dothideomycetes; Pleosporales; Pleosporaceae
Exons: 1
Coding region: 1-828 (275 amino acids)
Source: RefSeq, a predicted model, not a curated record
AUGGCCCCACCACUUCGGCCUAUACUUAGCAAAGGGAAGAAUCAAAGACUCAGUCACUCCAGUACUUCCACGCAGGGCUCUCCCUCAGUCUCUCAACCUCAGCACACACAGCUAUCAGGGAGUCCAACCACUCUUGCACCAGAACCCCAAAACCCUGCUGUAUCUGAUCAAUAUUAUCCUUCCACCGGAGGUUUUUCGAUCAUUCAACAACCCCAGCCACCUACAAGGGCCUCACAGGAGCAUGCCUUCUCAUUCAUUAACACCACGCAAACCACAUUCAAUGCUCCCGCUUCCGGAAAUAUCACAUCUAAUGCUCCUGCUACUACCCGCACCAUUCGCACUGCUGUCAGUAAUAGCCAUACCACUUCCACUGGUCCUACUAGCACCUACAACGCCCCCAUCGCUCCCGCCGCUCCUAGGGUUCCUACUUCCCCUCAACCCACGGCCGAGGAACUCCGCAAACGCCGCGAAGCACGCAGACAAGAACUCCGCGCAGACAUUAGCGCAAAUUACCGCCACUAUUUGGAAGUCCUCCAACUGAUACCUCUGGACUGGAGUAGCGGCGAGCGCCCAGACCCGUAUCUAAAGAGCCUACUCGCAAAUCGGAUGAUGCCACAGGAUAGAGAGUGUGAGCUUGCGCUUGCGAUUACCUUUGCAAAGGAGAAUUGGUGGCAUUUUGCGACGUUCCCGGAGGACGUAAAGAAGUACGCAGAGUUGGAGAGGGACAAGAGGAGGAGGGAGUGGGAGCAGAGGCAGAAGGAAUUGGAGCAGUGGCAGAGACAGAAGGAAUUGGAACAGUGGCAGAGGGAGCGGCAGGGGAGGCAUUAA